UUCACCUGCAGUGACUUGGUGUGGAGCUCCAGUGCAGGCGGGCAUCAUGGCGAAGGGUUUCUUUAUCAGUAAAGCUGUUGGGAUAGUGUGCAUCGUCGCAGCUGUGGGCGCCGUGGCCACUAUCAUAGCUCUGUCUGUUGUUUACUCGCAGGAAAAGGCGAAAAACAAUGACAGUAACCUGCAACCGACUAAACCACCCCCAGUGACUAAACCUCCCGGCCCGACAACAGCUAAACCGUCCAAUGAGCUUUGGGACAAGUAUCGGCUGCCCUCUAACCUGGUGCCAUGGCACUAUAACGUCACCCUGUGGCCACGACUGACUCCAGAUGCAACCGGAAAAUACAUCUUUACUGCUGAAACAGUUCAAGGCCGAUAACGCCGAAGUCGGUUUUGGCUCCGGGACUCUGGCACUGGAUCAGUCCAUCGAGAGAACCGUCGCCAACAUAAAAUGGAUCGCAGAGAACGAGAACAAUGUUCUGAACUGGUUCAUAGCUGAAUCUAAGUCCUAAUGAGGAGUUUACUUGUUCUUUGUGUAAUUUAAAAAUGAAAUGUUCUUUUUCCAUUAGUUUAAGUCCUUAGACUUAGAUUUGAAACAUGAGUAUUUGUGCUCCUAAAAAAUGAGAUAAUAUGUUCACCUUUAGCAUAAAUUGGGACCCAAAUUAGCUGCUGAGCUUUACUUGUGCUGCAGUUUAUUUGAAUUGAAUUGGAAAUUACAAUAUAUUUAGAAUCCUUGAAAGCAGAAAUACAAAUAGCAUUAAAAUUUCACACUUGAAGUCAGACAGCCAGAGAUGACAUGUUUUUGUUGUUUUAUACUUUUAAAAAUCAAUUUUUUAAAAAUAAUUUUACAAUCUCGUGGUUAUAAAGAAGGAGUUCCUUAUAAAUGGCAAUUUUUUGUGUUUUCAUGUAAUAUUUGGGUGAUAAUUUAGUGAUGUCAGGGGAAACAAAAAGUCCUCUCUGGCCUCUAAAUUCUAUCAGCUUCAAUUGUUUCUGUUUCUUCCUGUUUAAUAUUGAGCUCCUGAGUUGACGACUUCAGCGUCUCAGAUUUAAGGAUUAAGGUUUACUAUAUUUCUUAUCCCACUGCAAAAUAAUUUAUGAAUUUAUGAUAAAACUGGAUUGUUAAUGAGGACAUUUGUUUAUUUAUUGUUCACAUUAGCUCUGGUUAUGAUGACUUUUUGCUCUGAAACCAGUGUUUUUUUAAUUGUAUUUCCACCUUUAAAUGGACAAAACAAAAGGAAUACUUGAGCACUUUUAAAAUUCAAAUACUAAAUUUUGUCAGUAUUCUUUGUCUAUGAGAUACUGCUGUGCAAAAAUGUAAAAAGUGAAGUCUAUAUAAUUAUAAAAUUGUACAUAUUUGCUGA
Molecule: messenger RNA, 1358 nt
Organism: Amphiprion ocellaris (clown anemonefish)
Lineage: Eukaryota; Metazoa; Chordata; Actinopteri; Pomacentridae
Product: aminopeptidase N-like
Exons: 2
Coding region: 47-376 (109 amino acids)
Source: RefSeq, a predicted model, not a curated record